Cyphellophora europaea CBS 101466 is the source of this 1044-nucleotide messenger RNA. RefSeq lists its product as uncharacterized. Lineage: Eukaryota; Fungi; Ascomycota; Eurotiomycetes; Chaetothyriales; Cyphellophoraceae. The record is from RefSeq and is a predicted model, not a curated record. Bases 1 to 1044 code for a protein of 347 amino acids. The transcript has 4 exons. Gene Ontology annotation, molecular function: dioxygenase activity.
AUGGCACAGGCACCUCCCAUACUUGAUAUGUCGCCGUUCUAUGGCAACGACGAGGCUGCCAAGCGGAAGCUCGUGGACGAAGUCCGCAGUUGCUGCCUUCACAACGGCUUCUUCCAAAUCGUCGGCCAUAAGGUCCCGCUUGAACUUCAGGAAGCAGUCCUUCGGAACGUCAAAGAACUCUUUGCUUGCACCCCUGAGCAGAAGAACCAAGUCCACAAAGAUAAGACAACAUGGAAUCGCGGUUACGAGAGUAUCGGCUCUCAAAUCUUGGAAGCAGGUACAAAUCCUGAUCUCAAGGAGGGCUUCUAUCUCGGAGAAGAGCUGCCAACCUCUCAUCCAUACUUCACCGAGGGCAAGCUCAACAGUGGCCCGAAUCAGUGGCCUCAAUUCUUGAAGGAUCCAGAGGAUUUCAGACAGUCAAGUAUGGACUAUUAUAACGCUCUCCAUGCCCUGGCUCGCGACAUUCUCGUCAUCCUCGCAAUGACUCUCGACCUUAAGGAAGACUACUUCAAAGGGUUCACCACCGGAGCUGUUGCGACACUGAGAUAUCUACAUUACCCUCCCCAGCCAGCGGACUCAGACGAGAAGCUCUCCAGGGGCAUUGGCGCUCAUACCGACUUUGGCUCCGUGACUUUGCUGAUGCAAGACGAGGUUGAUGGGCUUCAAGUGUACGAGAAAUCAACAAAUGAAUGGCUUGAUGUCGUGCCCACCAAGGGUGCCUACGUUGUAAAUCUAGGCAACAUGUUCAUGAGAUGGAGCAAUGACAAGUACAUAUCGAAUUUGCACCGUGUCAUCAACAAAUCCGGCAAGGAACGGUACUCGGUACCGUUCUUCUACAGUGGCAAUCCCGAUUACAUGGUUGAGUGUCUACCAAACUGCCGAAAGGAAGGCGAACCAGCAAAAUAUCCGCCAAUUUCUGUCAUGGACUGUGUGGGAGGAUCUUACAAGGCGAGUUAUGGUGCUGCGACCAAGUUCAAUGCCGAGAAGGACUCCGUGGCGCCAAAGGCAGAUGUGACUUCCACGUCUCAGCCAAUUGCAGUAUGA